AUGAAGCAUUGGAUGCAGGACAUGGGUAUCAGCAUCUUCCUCAAGGAUCGGACCGUUGUCCCUGUCUGUUUCGGUGAUAUUUUCCUGACCACGUACUCGCAGAUCUUUGGGCCCGUUGCGGGCAUUUGGGAGCAUCUGCGUAGUUCUUUAUCGGGGCACGGUGAGAUGGAGAAGGAUUUUGCAGAAAGAUCUUGGGCCGCGCUGCUCUCUGUGCCGAUGGUUCCGGAGGAGGAGGUUCAG
Symbiodinium necroappetens is the source of this 240-nucleotide messenger RNA. The record is from the annotation of a GenBank genome assembly. Lineage: Eukaryota; Dinophyceae; Suessiales; Symbiodiniaceae.